This is a messenger RNA of Rhinichthys klamathensis goyatoka, 1106 nucleotides long. It is a transcript of the gene gja11, whose product is annotated as gap junction protein, alpha 11. The transcript has a single exon. Bases 1 to 888 code for a protein of 295 amino acids. Gene Ontology annotation, biological process: cell communication. Gene Ontology annotation, cellular component: connexin complex. NCBI's taxonomy places the organism in Eukaryota, Metazoa, Chordata, Actinopteri, Cypriniformes, Leuciscidae. The record is from RefSeq and is a predicted model, not a curated record.
AUGGGUGAGUGGGACUUCCUAGGAAGACUGCUGGAUAGAGUCCAGACACACUCAACGGUGGUGGGGAAAAUCUGGCUCACCGUCCUGUUUGUGUUUAGGAUUCUAGUCCUCGGUGCUGGUGCAGAGAGAGUGUGGGGCGACGAGCAGUCCGACUUCAUCUGCAACACCGAGCAGCCGGGGUGCGAAAAUGUGUGCUACGACCAUGCGUUCCCCAUCUCGCAUAUCCGCUUCUGGGUACUGCAGAUCAUCUCUGUGUCCACACCUACUCUGGCCUACCUGGGCCACGUCGUCCACGUCAUACACGUCGAGAAGAAAGUGAGAAAAAUGAUGAAGAAAGAGCUUCAGAAUGAGAAAAUCAGUCUGUUCCUCAAGAAAGGCUACAAAUUUCCCAAGUACAGCAGGGACAAUGGGAAGGUCAACAUUCGGGGGCGUCUCUUGAGAAGCUACAUUCUGAGCUUGCUAUGUAAGAUACUUCUGGAGGUGGGUUUCAUCUUGGGCCAGUACUAUCUUUAUGGCUUCACCCUUCAGGCCCAGUAUGUCUGUGCCCGUUUUCCGUGUCCUCACAAGGUGGACUGCUUCUUAUCGAGGCCCACUGAGAAAAGCAUCUUCAUUUGGUUCAUGCUGGUGGUGGCCUGUGUCUCUUUAUUCCUGAAUGUGAUUGAGAUCCUAUAUCUGUGCGUCAAGAAGAUCAACGAGUGUCUCAGCCGUAGAAAGGACUACACCAUCACCCCCGUGACCCCGGUUGUGAACAGGAAGGAAAUCAAAAGUACAGAUCAGAUCCAGAACUGGGUGAACUGUGAGCUUCAGAGGAGGGACCUUGGCAAUGAGGCAACCAAGAGCGUGGUUUCAGAGGACCAUAGUGCUGACAUGCAAGAGGUCCAUAUCUGAUCAGCAGGCUUCCGCACACAAAGUCUUUCACACGGUCAACGUGAGCAAACAUCCACUGAUCCAACUAACUCGUGCAUGGUCAAGACCCCCCAACUCCAAGCACACUAUGACCCUCUCUCUCUGUUUAACAAAUCAAUAAUGUAUUGCUGAAAUUUCUGUUUUUGUUUUUCUGUCAUUUUGGUCUGAAAUGGUACUUUGUAGAAAGGUUAAAUAAACUG